Messenger RNA from Fusarium poae, 741 nucleotides. RefSeq lists its product as uncharacterized. The record is from RefSeq and is a predicted model, not a curated record. The transcript has a single exon. Bases 1 to 741 code for a protein of 246 amino acids. NCBI's taxonomy places the organism in Eukaryota, Fungi, Ascomycota, Sordariomycetes, Hypocreales, Nectriaceae.
AUGUCACGAAAGGAUCAAGAAACCUUAAUCAGAGAGUGGCUCCGAAUUUGCGAUGACGGACUUUGUGGAUCAGAUGGCAAAUGCCGCCCGGCUGACUAUCACCCUUUGCCAACCCGUCUGGUUGAUUUACACAGUGUCAGCGACGGUGAUGUGAAAGGUGAUGUGAAAGUUGUCAAAAAACCUGUGGACAAUCUAACAUCGGACGUCGACUAUGUUGCUCUUUCGCAUUGCUGGGGCGACCUGCCAAUGGAGGAUAGGAGUAAAUGUCAAUUCGAAGGUGGUAAUGAGGAGACAUUUUGCCUGGAAGAUUUGCCGAAAACAUUCAGGGAUGCAAUUGAGUUGACUCGCUCAAUUGGUAAAGAAUAUAUCUGGAUCGACUCGCUUUGCAUCAAUCAAAAGGAUAAAGAAGAUUGGAAACGAGAAUCGGAAACUAUGCAUGAGGUUUUCAAGAACGCUUACUGCACCAUCGCCGCUACUUCCUCGAAAGAUUCACAACAAGGAUUUCUCCGAGAGUCAAUGACCAUACCCGCAGGUCCACUCUCAUCCCGCGAUUUGGACUCAUUCGGUACAUACUUUGAACGCUUCGUGGAGAACGGAAUUUUGAACACCCGGGCAUGGGUCCUGCAGGAACGUGCACUAUCACGACGGAUCAUUCACUUCACGGAGCAACAGCCAUUUUGGGAGUGCGGAGGAGGCAUGACUUGUGCAGCGCUACGAUCAGAGGGCUAUAUGCAAAAGUAG